CUUUCUUUUUUGUUUGUCCUAACAUCAAAACAAACCUUUUUCCUCGUCCUUUGUAAUGUUCUUCGCUAUGGCUUCUGGGAAGCUUAUUACUGCAUGUUCUUGGGUGGUUUUAGGUGUGAGUGUGAUAGUAGUGGCGAUGAUAGGGGGAGGUGAAGCUCAGCCGCAGGUUCCAUGUUUGUUCAUAUUUGGAGAUUCUUUGGUGGAUAAUGGGAACAACAACAACAUUAACUCUCUGGCUAAGGCUAAUUACCUUCCUUAUGGCAUUGAUUUCCCUAGAGGUCCUACUGGGAGAUUCUCCAAUGGUAAAACCACCGUUGAUGCUGUUGCUCAACUUCUUGGGUUCAACGAGGACGACAUUCCGCCGUAUGCGAGGGCUAGAGGCCAGCAAAUUCUUAGAGGAGUGAACUAUGCUUCUGCGGCUGCCGGAAUUAGAGACGAAACCGGCCAACAAUUGGGUGGAAGGACAAGCUUUUCUGGGCAGGUAAAUAACUACAAGACCACAGUAAGGCAACUGGUGCAACUGCUGGGGGAUGAGAACUCCACGGCAAAUUAUUUGAGCAAAUGCAUUUUCUCAGUGGGAGUUGGGAGCAAUGACUAUCUUAACAACUACUUCAUGCCUCUGUACUACUCCUCCAGCAGGCGGUACACUCCUCAGCAAUUUGCUGAUCUUCUUAUUCAGCAAUACACCCAGCAACUUCGGAUAUUGUACAACUAUGGAGCAAGGAAGUUUGCGUUGAUAGGAGUGGGGCAAAUCGGGUGCAGCCCAAAUGCUCUGGCCCAAAACAGCGCCGACGGCAAAACCUGCGUAAAAAGAAUCAACGACGCAAAUCAGAUGUUCAACAACAACCUCAGGCAACUCGUCGAUUCCUCAAACAGGAACACGCCGGAUGCAAAGUUCAUUUACAUAAAUGCCUACGGAAUUUUCCAGGACUUAAUUGACAACCCCUCAGCUUUUGGUUUUAAAGUGACGAAUGCGGGAUGUUGCGGUGUGGGGAGGAACAACGGCCAAAUUACUUGUCUACCCCUCCAGAAUCCGUGCCCCAACAGAAACGAAUACGUAUUUUGGGAUGCUUUUCAUCCAGGCGAAGCAGCGAAUAUCAUAGUCGGAAGAAGAUCUUACACCGCUCAAAAGCCGUCCGAUGCCUAUCCAUAUGACAUCAGCCGCCUUGCACAAGCUUGAAGAUCAUAUUAAGGAGAAAUCAAAUCACAAAAAUAUAUAUAAAUUUUUUACACCAAGUUAAUGAGGUGUAAUAUUGAUUUGUGUUAUUGAGUAUUGGUCUUAUUGUUCAAACUUCAAAUUCUGUAUUUUUAAAUUGAGAAAUGUAAUAUUUUUGUCUUCA
This is a messenger RNA of Ipomoea triloba (trilobed morning glory), 1340 nucleotides long. Its product is annotated as GDSL esterase/lipase At5g45670-like. The transcript is spliced from 5 exons. The record is from RefSeq and is a predicted model, not a curated record. Bases 56 to 1180 code for a protein of 374 amino acids. NCBI's taxonomy places the organism in Eukaryota, Viridiplantae, Streptophyta, Magnoliopsida, Solanales, Convolvulaceae. Gene Ontology annotation, molecular function: hydrolase activity, acting on ester bonds.